UUAAUUGUCAUCCUUUCGACUUGUCCCAGUACUUGAAGUUCUUCGCAAGGAAUUCUUCGUGUUACAUGCAAUUUCCAAGUUCCUUUUGUCUCUCUUCGGCGGUUCGUGACGGAAGCAUUUUUAAUUAGGCUUCUGGAUGCCCCAGGUGCUACCCGUCGUUUUCUAUACAGAUAUACACUUACGCGUUAGUUGUAUAUACGCGCCGAAAUGACUCUGAAAUAACGUAGAGUGCUACCGUUUUCUACCAUAUAUAUUUUUAAUAAUAUUCAUUAAUUUUAUUCAUUAUUUGUCCAAAGGAUCUGUGUUUCACUCGAUUUGCAAAUACACAUUUAUCUACACAACAUAUCUAGAUAGAAACGACGACGAUAUAAAAGAAGACGAAAGGAGAAGAUAAAAGAAGGAAGAAAUAAAUCGGCUCAUUCGUGACUUGAGAGAGAAAGAAAGAUAUAAAAAGUAUUCGUGAAAAACUCAAACAGACACUCGAUUGAUUUCAAAAAGCUUGGGAUCAAUCGAUCCAUAGCGGUUGCCAAUACACGGUUAUCGUCAAUAUCGUUUAUAUGCGUAAAGAAUAAUAAAUGAGGAAAAGCAAUGAAGUCACGUAUGAUAGACGUUUACCGGUGUUGCUCGUCAACGAUAAAUAUCAAAAGUUGGGUGUCCUGAUUAAACGGGUCGCACGUACUAGAACAACACCGUUUGCAGACGACGAUAUGCUUGGCCAUGAGCUUGACAGAUCUCCUAACUGAUCGAUAUUUACUAGCAACGGCCAUUGUUGCGAACGCCUCUCUCUUCCUCUCUUUAUCUAUCCUCUUUCUGUUUCUACCUAAUGCUACCUUUCAUUGUCGACCAGCAUCGUUUCCUUUCAUUGUGGAUCUUGACGUCGAUUUCUCUGUAUUAUUCAAAAUUGUUUCCAUCCUAUGGAUUCAUUGAACAAUUCACCAAUAUUUCCGAUACUCUGUCCGGCAGAGGUAACUCCGGCCAGGUUCUUCUCGGAGAAGUCGACAUCGCAGUUAGAGAUGACGGUUCCGCCAGCGAGAUCACCACGGAGGAGCCUUAUUUGAAGAAAUGUAUCGUCGAUGGGAAUGCCUAUUCGCACAGUCAAACGAUACCGUCAUACGACGUCAACUCUCAUUGCCUCUGCGUCGCCGGCGAGGUUUAUUGUUGGUGGCAAAAUUAUAAUCCGAGUACCGACUCUUCAAUGGGUUCUGCCUCGUCGUUAUCGACGACUUUAGGAAGCAAUUAUACUCCCAUGUUGGAAGUGAGCACGGACACUGCCGAUAGUUCUGAAGCUUCCGGUGAUCAUCUUGUCGAGGAAGCUCUCGUCGGGCAAUCACAAGGACGCGUCGAGAUCAACUCGACGUACUCGACUACGCCGUCUGCUCCAACAACGUGCCUCGUCAUGGGUAGGGAGUAUCGAGAGGGCGAGGUACUGCCGCAUUCGACCGGAAACUGCGUCGAAUGCAGCUGCGGCUCAGAGGGUCGGGUUGAGUGUUCUCCUCGGGAUUGCGUACCUCUAAGGCCUGAGAUACCGGUCGCACCGGAUAUACCCGAACCACCAGGCGCUGAUUUCGAGCUCUUCGAUUUGGCACGAGAUCGAGGGAUCGACGAGGGAUUUUAAUAAGCUUCUUCUUUUCCCUUUUCUUAUCCUUUUCCUUUUCCCUUUCCUUACCCAUUUCCUUUCCCUUUUCCCUUUUCGUUUUUCUUUUUUCGAGAACCGCCUACUCUAGCGAUGACUCUGCUCGUUCUUUUACGAACGUCGUACGCCAACUUUUUCAACGGAUUCAUUACUCGUAUACAUUUCGUCGCUCUCGAAGCAAUGAUAACUUUUGAAAAGAAAGAAAAACCAAAACAAAACGAAACAACGAUCUUAUAUCUUCUUCUAAUUUAGAAUAGAGUUUGCGUUCGCAAUAGAUCACAUAUGGAUCACCGCGAGACGUGCAAGUCAAGUUAGGAAACUAAUCGAUAAAUCGGCGCCUUCUCUCUUAAUUGAGAACGUGCCUUUCCAUUUCUUCCAUUUAUUGAUUUACCUCAAAGAUAAUUUCUUUUUUUUUUUUUUUCUUUUUUUUCUUUGCUUUUUUUAGUAACGCCUAGCGUAAACUUUUCUAAAAACGAUCAAGUGAGAUUAUUGUAUCGAUCUCCUUUCUCGAUAUCCACGAUUUUCAAUCGCCUAUUAUUAUUACUUUUAGUUGAUCAUAUCCUAAUAUUUCCUUUGGGAAGAACAAAUCGCGAAAAAUGCUUUGCAAAGUCAAUGGAAGACGUCGUAGUAAAAAUUUUUUAAAAGAACACCGAAAACGGUACGAACGAAGAAAUGUGUUCCGUUACUUCGCACGGAAAGAGCUUUUCUCUUUCUAAAAUUUGCGAAACUUUCGGUAUGUUUAGUGAUUUUUCGAGGGAUUUUUCCUGACCAAAUAGGAAAAUAUCUUCUGUAGGGAACGGCCUAUGAACGUAAUAAGAAAAAGAAGAAAAAAAAAAAAGAAGAAGAAAACAAUGUAGGAAAUCGGCCUACGCGACAUUAAUCAAGAAUGAAUUUCAUCAAGUAGCCAAGUGAGAAAAAAAAGUUGACACGACUCUCAUCUUUAUGGAUUACGCAUUUGUCUUUAUCUACUAUUCAGAUCGUCAUAUACCUUUAGACAUUUUCUAGUCUAGACAUAUCUUAGACUAUAUCUUAGUUGUAUUCAAAAUCAUCAUAUCCUAUUCAUAUUCUAGUCAUAAUCAUAGAUCACGCGAUAAAUUUAAUUAUAUCGUAUUUCCCUUGCCCGGGAUGAGUGUAAAAAAAUAUCGAAUAAUUGAAUUAAGAUACACGGAAGGCUAUAUAUUAUAUACACUUAAGUCCAACGAAGCAGUAUUAUCUAUUUUCAUAUAUGCAUUUUAUUUCAGUUCUAUAUUUUGAUCUGAUAUUUUUCAAUGCCAAUGCUAGUAUCUUUUUUAUGUGUUAAAAUAUUCCACGCGUUACCGAUCGAUGCAGCAACUUUGAUCUUCCUUUGUUCUUCCAUCUUUUUCUUUUAUUAACGAAUAUAAAAAGCAUAAUUAUAAGUUCAACGUUCAAUUAUAAUCAUCGUUUCGUACAAUGAGAUUAUAUUGUGUAUCAUGGUGCGAUCUCUUAAUAUACGCGUGUAAUAAUUUUGGUGCUAAUAAUUUCACAUUUUUAAAUCGUCAAAUUGUGCUUAAAUACGAUUCGUUGAAACUUUGUAAAAGUCUUUGCUAUAUAACGUUUAUUGUUUAUAAAAUACAAUAAUCUAUGCUCGUAUAUAGAAGCAUUUUCUAAAUUCUCUCAAGUAGCGAAGCUAUUCUUCUUGUUGUCGUUUACAAGUGACUACAAUUUCAAUAUAUUUUAGGGACACCCUGUGUAUAUACAUACAUAUAAAUCCAUACAUAGAACAUACAUAUAUACAUAUGAUAGAAACACAUACCCAUUAUGCAAGGAACCAAAUAUUAAGAUAACGACCUAUACACACAUACAUACGUGUAUAUAUAUACAUACAUAUAUACAUAUAUAUAUAUAUAUACGUAGGUAUAAAAAUGUAUGUAUAUAUACUUGCGAAUAAAUAGACGUAGAUAAUUUUAGUUUGAUAGAAUUUGGAUGUCGCAUACUUUUUACAAAUGCGUUCUUAGGGUAUUUCAUUUGACCAUUCCAGUGCAAUUUCAAUUGACCAUGUUAAGGAUUACUAUUAAACAGUCCCUAUUCCAUAAAGAUUAUUUAAAAGCAAGGAAUCGCUUGUUAAAACUUUCAAUGGUUGCAAGGUACAGAAAAUGUUCUUCUGAGCGCGCGUCUACGUGUACGUUUAUGUGCACGUCUGUAUCUCAUAUGGAUGCGCUUCCAUACAUGGACACGGUUAAUCCUAUGAAAAGUUAGCAGACUAUGCGUUGGAGAAGCUAAUUAUGAAAGAAAAUGGCUAGAAAAGGGGCUAUAAUUACGUAAUAUAUUUAAGAACGACGGAAGAGAACAUUACCUAUAGGUAGUCGUAUUAUUAGGUAGACUCCAAUGUGAUAUAUACACGCAAAAGAUAACUUUGUCUAAGAGUUUAUAAUACUUUUGAAAAGGGCCGAUCUUUCAUCAGGGUCGUUGGAAAGAACUUAGUAACGUAGUAGUGUACUACGAGUAACGAGAAAAAACAAAACAAAAAAAAAAAAAAAAAAACUCUGUACUCAAUAGGACCACCAACCAAAAUAUUCUCGUUCGAAUUGUACAGAAUCAACGAAUUAACUUAUAUAGAUCCACGCAUGCAACAACUUUGAUUGUCAUUAAGAUAUUUUUAUUCGAUUAUCUUUUAGAUAACUUUAAGAUAACAUGAUGCUUCGCGUUAUCCCUAACACUCUUUACCUUUUUAAUUGUUAUUAUCGACACGACUUUCUUCCGUAUCGUGAUCGAGGAAAGGUUAGUUCGUUGUAAACGCCUACUACGGAUUUUAGACAAUCCAUAUUUCUUCCUCCAUAAAGAAUCGAUGAGAAUAAGCAUGAGGAUUCAAAGAAUGGAAAGGGAAGGGAAGGACAAAGUAGUAGAUAGAUUUGUAAUAUAAUUUAGUUGCGGUGACGUGCCACGGGACCAUCAUCAAGGAACGAAGAAUGAUAUCGCGCAUUGAUUUUCCGUUAGUUUUUUAUAUUUAAGUAACGAUCUCGUAACGUCUUCCAACUAUCCCACACACAGUUAUGUCCACCUUAACGUUCGUGGGGAUCUCCUGUCCUCUCAAAAACGAUUGUUAUUCGAAUAAAGGAGGAUCUUACGAUCAA
This is a messenger RNA of Vespa velutina, 4725 nucleotides long. RefSeq lists its product as uncharacterized. The record is from RefSeq and is a predicted model, not a curated record. Bases 824 to 1615 code for a protein of 263 amino acids. Lineage: Eukaryota; Metazoa; Arthropoda; Insecta; Hymenoptera; Vespidae. The transcript is spliced from 4 exons.